AUGAGCUCCAGUUCGCAGCGCCCGCCGAAUGCCAGCCCCAAGCCGUCCCAGCAGUUCCUGCCACCACCGACACACCCGUCGGUGCGGAAUGCACAAUCCUCUCCUGCGGCGUAUGCAACGAGGCGAGUGCCUCCGAGUCCUCCUAGCCCAAGGCCUACGCCGCCUUCGAGGCCGGUGCCGCCUCACCCGGAACCGUCCGCUACUGCGAGCUCGCCUGCGCUGGAUGCACACGUUGUGCAGCCUGAGACGGCUACGCCUGGCACGCUCGAGCACGAGCCGUCGGAGGGUACCGAUGCGGACUCGCCUACAGAAGUGAAAGAGGAGGACGAAGAGGUGCUAUCUGAGGUGCAGCUGCGAGAGUUGUAUGACGAUGAGGAGAUCGAGAGGUUCUUGCGUCUGUUCUCUGCUUAUGUGCGUGAGGCUAGGGUCGCGCAUCCUGCGGGGAGUGGCUCGCAGACAAGCGAUGGUAGGCAAAGCGAGCAUUCCUCACCCGAAUUGGUAGUAGUACCGGGCGGAGACGAAGACGAAGCGGAGGCACCCCCGCUGCCUCCUCGCCCUGACGCAGAUCUUUGCUUGUCAGAGAGGAUCGUAAUGGAUUACCUGUUACCUCUACUACCCCCACAACAACAAAGACCACCUGCGUUCACAAUGAGACGGCUCUACUUGACCGCCGAACGCCUGUAUCUAGCCACGAUACCUGCGUAUGAACAUCUGGCCAAACGGCUCGUACACCUAUCCUCCUGGACGGACUGGAACACGAGUUUCAUCUAUUGCUCUGCCUAUUGGUUCUUGUGGUAUCACAACUUCCUGCUUCCUGCUCUCGUGCUCCGGGUGCUGUACGCCCUCAUCCGCCGCAAGCUCUUGCCCUACCCGAACCUCCAGGAGCUCCGCCAGCACCGACUCGAUGUAGAACGCGCAAAGGAGUUCAGCGCGACCGUCACAGCCCGUCUCGUUGCUGCACCGACGUACGACGUGCAAGACGUCUGGCGGCUCGUUCAAGACUUCCACAGGUCUAGAAAGCUCAAGAAGGCCGCUAGAAACAACGCAGCCGCCAAAGAUUCCGAGCAAGAUGGCAACGAGCCCGAAGCGAAGCCAGAGGAGCCUCCGCUCCCGGAGAAACCUGAAGUGGCUGAGGCAGAGACCGAUAUCAAACGGGAGCUUCUGGCAGCACUCAACUACAUUGCAGACCUUCACGAGAGGGUCAAGAAUAUCUUCAUGUGGCGCCGCCCGAUGUCGUCCCUGCUUUACGGGUUGGCUUUGUUCUUCGCCUUCUUAACGGCAUUGCUUCCUGCGAAAUACCUGUCGAAGCUCCUUGGCCUCGCGAUAGGCAUCGUCUUCUGGCUUGUAGUGCCUAUCCUUUUGGCGAUCCCCCCGUCGAGGCGCGUGAAGUAUCCGCCUCUCCUCACCGACGUCCCUACCGACGCGGAAUAUGCGAUGGAGCUCAUUUCGCAGCGCGUUGCGCGUGGUUUGGAUGUCAAGCCGAAGUCCCGAACACCGAAGCUGGGCUCCUCUUCGCUGGACGCUGACAGGCUCUCAUUGAGGACGGAAGAAGGCGACAAAUCAAUUCACUCGUUUGAUUCUUCGAGGUCCUCUGAGCCCGGCAAAUGGCGGAAAUGGGCAGGUCGCGUUGAUACAAGCAAGACGAUCGCCAAAGAUGCUACGAAGCUCUUCAAGAAUGGGCAGUGGAAAACCCCAGAAAACUGGUCAGCCCUGAAUCCGCUGGCUGCCAAGGUAGCUAUGCCGGGUGGUGCUCUAGAGUCUCGGCUUCAGACGUACACGUUCCCCGCGCAAUAUGCGAUGGCGUCCGGACUGAUCACUCUGACACCUGAUGCGCUUUUCUUCACGCCUCUGCUGUCUUCCACGGCGAGAGUCGCUAUUCCAUCGGAUGCGAUAGGCGGCAUCAAACGAACCAGUCCCAUGAGGGGACUUAACGUCCGCUGGUUCCGCCACCACGACGAUGGUCGGGAUGAAGAGCGCGAAGAAAAGUUCCUCUGGGUGGGCGACCGCGACGAGCUCUUUGCCCGACUGGUAGCGUGGGGCGGACACCGCUGGAUGAAUGUCUGA
Rhodofomes roseus is the source of this 2064-nucleotide messenger RNA. RefSeq lists its product as uncharacterized. The transcript has 10 exons. NCBI's taxonomy places the organism in Eukaryota, Fungi, Basidiomycota, Agaricomycetes, Polyporales, Fomitopsidaceae. Gene Ontology annotation, biological process: negative regulation of toll-like receptor 9 signaling pathway; apoptotic process. The record is from RefSeq and is a predicted model, not a curated record. Bases 1 to 2064 code for a protein of 687 amino acids.